AUGAAUCUCUCCCGUUUCCGACGUCGUAGCAAAAUCUAUCGCCCAUUUGAUGUGUUUCUGAUUUAUGAUGAAACGGAUAAGAACUGCCAGAAAUGGCUUGAAUCCACAUUCCUGCCCAAACUCGAGAAUGGACCAAAAGCCUUUAAGAUCUUCAUCCCCGAUCGAAACAAUGCAAACCUGGAGCGAAGACUCAGCAUUGCAAGCAAUUCAACAGAGCUUAUAAAACAAUGUAAAUGCACCGUAAUGAUUGUAUCCCGGGACAUUGCUGGCAACAGUUGGAGUUCCAUGUGUCUUCAAGCAGCUAUUUCUUGGGCGUUGAAAGAACCCAGCCAUAAGGUAAUUCUUGUCUUCUAUGGAAAUGUCAACAUCUCAACACUGGACGACGAGAUCAAGAGAAAAAUCCAGAGGCGAGACUACCUCACUGCACGUGGUCGUUGCUUCUGGUACCGGCUGGAGUACGAACUGCCAAAACCCACAGUAAAUGGGCAAGAAAUAACUGAACAUGAAGCUCGCAUGGAAGAAGAUACAGCCAUCAUUCAUAAUUCGGUGGUGAUAGACAAUACGUCUUAUGUCUGA
Messenger RNA from Acanthosepion pharaonis, 576 nucleotides. Lineage: Eukaryota; Metazoa; Mollusca; Cephalopoda; Sepiida; Sepiidae. The record is from the annotation of a GenBank genome assembly.